This is a messenger RNA of Daldinia childiae, 1512 nucleotides long. RefSeq names its product Alpha-1,3/1,6-mannosyltransferase alg-2. Gene Ontology annotation, molecular function: GDP-Man:Man(1)GlcNAc(2)-PP-Dol alpha-1,3-mannosyltransferase activity; alpha-1,3-mannosyltransferase activity. The transcript has 2 exons. Bases 1 to 1512 code for a protein of 503 amino acids. Lineage: Eukaryota; Fungi; Ascomycota; Sordariomycetes; Xylariales; Hypoxylaceae. The record is from RefSeq and is a predicted model, not a curated record.
AUGUCAAGCUCCGACCCUAAAAAAUCGACGAAACUCCAGAGCCGCAACUUUCCAUCAACUUCACCCGAUGCCGAUGGUGUCAACGAAACAUCCGACAUGACGGAAAAGACAAGGGCCGCUAAGACUAUCGUCUUCCUCCACCCCGACCUAGGGAUCGGCGGCGCUGAGAGAUUAGUUGUUGACGCGGCGGUCGGAUUGCAGAAUCGAGGGCACAAGGUUGUUGUUUUUACUAGUCAUUGCGAUCCGAAACAUUGCUUUGACGAGGCGAGAGAUGGAACCCUCGACGUCCGCGUCCGCGGCAACACCAUCGUACCGCCGUCCAUCCUCUCGCGCUUCAUCAUCCUCUGUUCCAUCCUACGACAACUACACCUCAUAAUCCAGAUCUUCCUGUCCGCGGAGCUGCACUCCCUGCGCCCCGACGCCUUCUUCGUCGACCAGCUCAGCGCCGGCGUGCCCCUCCUGCACCUCGUGUACCCGCGCGCCCGCGUCCUGUUCUACUGCCAUUUUCCCGACCUGCUAUUGGCGCAGGGCCGGCAGCGCUGGUGGAAGCGCGCGUACCGCGUGCCGUUCGACGCGUGGGAGCAGUGGAGCAUGAGCUUUGCCGACGCGGUCGCUGUCAACUCCCGGUUUACCAAGGGCGUCGUGGGCCGCACUUGGCCGGCGUUGGUGCAGGGGGGCCGAGGGCGAGGGCGAGGCAUGGAGUUGCAGGUUGUGUAUCCGUGCGUCGACACCAAGGAGAAGGAUAUGCGGGAGCACGCGAAGCCCCUGUGGAACGGCAAAAAAUUCCUUCUCAGCAUCAACCGCUUCGAGCGCAAGAAGGAUAUCGCGCUUGCUAUACGCGCCUUCGCUGGCUUGUCCCCGCACGCUCGUAAAGAUGUGCGGUUGGUUGUGGCGGGAGGCUACGACCCGCGCGUUGCGGAGAACGUUGGGUAUCAUAAGGAACUUGUCGAGCUAUCCGAGACUCUCGGGCUGCGCUGCAUGACAGCCAAGACUCACGUUACCGCCCUCGAGAUCCCCGACGACGUACAAGUGCUAUUCCUGCACUCGGUGCCGAACCUGCUAAAAGCAGCGCUCCUCGCCUCAGCCCGCCUGCUCGUGUACACCCCCGCGAACGAACACUUCGGCAUCGUGCCCCUAGAAGCCAUGCUCGCAGGCGUCCCGGUGCUAGCCGCCGACACAGGCGGGCCGACCGAGACGGUUGUCGAGGGCGUGACGGGGUGGCUCAGGUCGCCUGCCGACGUGGCGUCGUGGACCGAAGUCAUGGAUAACGUGCUCAACCGCCUAUCUCCCGACGAGCUCGCCGCUUUAUCAAAGGCGGGCGUCUCCCGCGUAAAAGAGAAUUUCGGUGAGGCGCACAUGGCGAAACGGCUAGACGAUAUCGUGGCGCAGAUGAUUGACGCGCCUCGGACGUGGUCGUGGAGGCCGACGGCAGCGGCGCUUGGGUUGGGGGCCGUGGGUGUUUUGGGGUUUGUGGUGGCGGUUGUGGGGAGGGCUGUUGUGGUAUCGUCUUAG